AUGGAGACAUUUUCAAGAGUGAAGAUGUUGCUCCUUCUAGUGUUUCAGGUGAAGAAAAUAGUGACUCUGAGCUGCCCUGCAAGUGAUGCUUUCCUUGUUCCACAUGAGUGGUACCAACCUGGGGACCUCAUCGUUGGUGGGAUGAUGUCCCACACCUAUUACAACCUUCAUGAAAUUAAAUUUAAGGAACAUCCUUAUAAAACAUCUUAUGAGACACCAAAUGUAUUAAUCAAAUUCUACCAGCACAUCCUUGCCUUGGUUUUUGCUGUGAAGGAGAUCAAUGAGGACUCCAGGAUCUUACCUAAUGUCACUCUUGGGUUCCACAUCUAUGAAAGUUACUAUGAUGCAAGGAUGACCUAUCGCAACACUCUGGAUCUACUUUUCAAAUCCCAGGAAUUUGUCCCUAACUACAAGUGUGAUCGCCAGAAGAAUCUCAUGGCUAUUGUUGGGGGAUUGGAUUUUCUCACAUCAUUUUAUAUAGCUAAAAUUAUAGGAUUCUUCAAGUUUCCACAACCGGGCGAGGGCAAAGAAAACGCUGUCGGCCGGGCGCCGCCCCAAACAGAGCCAAACAAGCCCGAGCGCCGCUCCGCACAGCCCCGUUGCUCUGUCUUCGCUCCAGCCUCGCUUCACCUCUGUAGGCCCGUUUCCGAGGGGAAAACCCCUCUGCGAGCCAACAACACAUUUCUUCAGCUGGGGAGAAGGGCUAAGCUGACCAAAAAGCCCCCCGCUGUCAUCCUGACCCAGCUGACAUACGGCUCAUUACCCCAAGAGGAAUUUCAGGCCAAUAAGCUCUCCUCACUAUAUUUCAUGGUCCCCAAAGAGGACCAUCAGUACAUUGGGAUUAUCCAACUACUUCGUCAUUUCAGAUGGACAUGGAUUGGGAUACUUUCUAUUGAUAACAACAAUGGAGAAAAUUUCUUACUGAAAAUGCAAUCUUUACUUUCAGAGAACGGAAUCUGCACAGCAUUUAUAGAAAGACUUGCUCAACAACUCCACUUAGAAAGAUUCUCAGAACUUUCUCAAAUGAUCUCCACUAUUUCCUUUAAUAUGAUGAAUAGCAAAGCCAAUGUGUUUCUUGUCUACGGAGAAGCCGGGACCAUUAUAUGGCUAAGAUGUAUAACAUUUCUGGUAGAUCCUGAAAGCAAGGAAACUGCAUUAUUAAGAAAGGUGUGGAUCAUGACUGCACAAAUUGAUUUUGUGUUACCAGGCACUCAUAUCAGAUGGGAUCUGAAGAUGUACAAUGGGGCUCUUUCCUUCACUGUUCACUCAACAGAAGUUGUAGGUUUCAAGGAAUUUCUUCAGACCACAAAUCUUCUUUCAGACUACAGAGAUGGGUUUCAGCAGAAUGUUUGGGAACAAGCUUUUGAUUGUUCCUUUCCAAAACCAGAAUUACAAGAAACAGACAGUAGGCAGUGCACUGAGGAGAUGAAGCUGGAGGAUCUUCCUGCAUCUAUAUUUGAAAUGGAAAUGACUGGGCACAGCUACAGUGUCUACAAUGCUGUUUAUGCUGUGGCUCAUGCUUUGCAGGCUCUAUACCUGUUGGGUUUCAAUAGGAAGAAAACUAUGAUGGGUAAAAAGACUGAUCUUCCACAUCUGCAGCCUUGGCAGCUCCAUCCAUUUCUUCAAGGCAUUUCUUUUAACAAUUCAGCUGGGGAGAGAGUGUUCCUGAAUGACAAAGGAGAAGCAACAGGUGGAUUCGACAUCACCAGCUUGAUCAUUUUUCCAAACAGAUCCCUUCAGAGACUUAGAGUUGGAAAGCUGGAACUAGAGACUCUGAAAGGGAAGGAAUUAUUCAUUGAUGAAGAUGUUCCUCCACUUUCUCGAUGCAAUGACCCUUGUUUCCCUGGAUCCUGGAAGAAAGGGAUUGAAGGGGAUCAGUUCUGCUGCUAUGACUGUCUUCCCUGCCCAGAAGGAAAGAUUUCAAAUCAAAAUGAUACGGAAGAUUGCUUUGAAUGUCCAGAAGAUCAUUUUCCAAAUCAAGAAAAGAAAGGAUGUAUCCUGAAACAGCUGCUCUUUCUAUCUUUUGAAGAAACCUUAGGAAUUGGUUUAUCCUCAGCAGCUCUUGGUUUCUUCUUCUUGACAUCUUGGGUACUUGGAACUUUUAUUAAGCACAGGGAUACUCCCAUUGUCAAAGCCAACAACCGGUCCUUAACUUAUACCCUCCUUGCCUCUCUUCUCCUCUGUUUUCUCUCCUCUUUGCUCUUCCUCAGCCAACCUGGAGAAGUGACCUGCCUUCUCCAGCAACCAAUGUUUGGCAUCACCUUCUCAGUGGCAAUUUCUAGUGUACUGGCCAAAACCAUCACUGUGGUUGUGGCUUUCAUGGCCACUAAACCAGGAUCUCAGAUGAGGAGAUGGGUGGGGAGAAGAUUGUCUCUUUCUAUUGUCCUCUCAAGCUCCCUCUUUGAAGUAUGGAUUUGUAUUGUUUGGUUGUCAACAUCUCCCCCAUUCCCUGAGUUGGACAUGCACUCAGAGCUCCAAGAAAUGAUUUUACAAUGCAACGAGGGUUCAACUUUCUUCUUUUAUUGUGUCUUGAGCUACAUGGGUAUCUUGGCCAUUGCCAGCUUUAUUGUGGCUUUUCUUGCCCGUAAAUUACCUGACAGCUUUAAUGAAGCCAAGUUCAUCACCUUCAGCAUGUUGGCCUUUUGCAGUGUGUGGAUCUCCUUCUUUCCAGCCUAUCUGAGCACAAAAGGCAAAGCCAUGGUAGCUGUGGAGGUCUUCUCCAUCUUGGCUUCCAGUGCUGCACUUCUGGGAUGCAUAUUCCUCCCAAAAUGCUAUAUCAUUGUUUUCAGACCAGAACUGAACCACAGGGAGCAACUCAUAAAGAAAAAUUAG
This is a messenger RNA of Ahaetulla prasina, 2832 nucleotides long. RefSeq names its product vomeronasal type-2 receptor 26-like. Gene Ontology annotation, molecular function: G protein-coupled receptor activity. The record is from RefSeq and is a predicted model, not a curated record. The transcript has 7 exons. Lineage: Eukaryota; Metazoa; Chordata; Lepidosauria; Squamata; Colubridae. Gene Ontology annotation, cellular component: membrane. Bases 1 to 2832 code for a protein of 943 amino acids. Gene Ontology annotation, biological process: G protein-coupled receptor signaling pathway.